Messenger RNA from Plasmodium vinckei vinckei, 849 nucleotides. Its product is annotated as fam-a protein. The record is from RefSeq and is a predicted model, not a curated record. Bases 1 to 849 code for a protein of 282 amino acids. NCBI's taxonomy places the organism in Eukaryota, Apicomplexa, Aconoidasida, Haemosporida, Plasmodiidae. The transcript is spliced from 6 exons.
AUGAAUAAGUUUUAUAUUCAAAUUGUUUUUUUUCUUUUAAGUGUUUCAGUGUAUCUGAAUAAUGAAACCCUUGCAGCUGAGGCUAUUCGAAGAAAAAAUAAAAAAUCCAAAUCAAAAAAUAGUUAUGCUACUUCAGAAGAAAUAUAUGAAAAAAACAAGGACCUAUUAUGUACCAACCCAAAAGAAACUAAAGAAGCGGAAGAACUUAUGAACGAAGCUGUAAAACAUUUAGAAUCUCAUGUUGCAUGCGUGGGAGGUUAUAAAACAUAUACAAAUUACAAUAAUCCUGAUGUGGAUUUAUGUAUAAAAAAACUUGAAAACCAUACAGAUAUUGAAAGAAUUGAUUAUAUGGUUUGUGGUUCCGAUAAGUAUAAUGAUACAAUAAACGAGAUAUGGGAUCCCAAUCAUCCCAGUCCUUUCAAUAAUGGCGAUGUUAAAAUUGCUCGUGUGUACAACCCAAAUUUAGUAAUAAUACAACAACGUUACAAAAAAAAAUGUGGAUCCCCUCAGAAAUACUUUUAUGCUUUAGCUACAAAGGUUCAAAUAUCAGAAAUUACAACUAUAAUUGCCUAUGUAUCAGCAGAUAUAAAUGAUCACAACCCUUCCAAAAAAAAAUACGAAAACACAAUCGUAAAAAAAGCAAAUUCAUUCAAAACUAACAUUAAUUCUGAAAAAGAUAUUAGAAAAGGAAAAUUAAAAAAAACGUUUGUUAACCUAGCUGGAUAUUACAUUCAAUAUUAUAAAGGCAGUACUAAUGUCACCUAUAUCGGAUCUAUUGAUGGACACUCUUUGAUUAAACCCAAUUGCUUUUGUGGAUCAUAUUAUAAGUGCUAUCAUAUUAAUAUAUAA